AUGAAUCAGUUCCACCCCCGAGGAUUCGUGUCUGAGGAAGAGCUCGAGAAUGCUACCGAAGCUACUGCUAGCACGAAAUCGAAAGUGACACCCGCCGAGGUUAUCACUGAAUACCUUUCCAACCUGAGCCCCCCUCAAAAGACCAUUCAAGACAAGCUCUGCGAGCUGGGCUGGGAUGAAGCCGCCAUUUACAACAUGCUCACUCUUCUUGAAAAUCAACAGCGAUAUAACUGCGCAAAGCUCCGCCAGAUGGGAUACACCGAAACGGAAAUUCAAAGGCUCGACGCGCUCGGCAAUCAAAAUAUGAAUGAUUUCUCGCAUCUCGAGCGUGGAACUGCCAGUGCAGGCGAUGGAGAAUAUCAACUGCAGCUGUAUCUGCUGGAAGAAGCGAAGCGAAGACGUUUGGUGAUGCUCGGAGAAGAAUAA
Molecule: messenger RNA, 426 nt
Organism: Penicillium manginii
Lineage: Eukaryota; Fungi; Ascomycota; Eurotiomycetes; Eurotiales; Aspergillaceae
Exons: 2
Coding region: 1-426 (141 amino acids)
Source: RefSeq, a predicted model, not a curated record